Messenger RNA from Hibiscus syriacus, 835 nucleotides. Its product is annotated as fasciclin-like arabinogalactan protein 14. The coding region runs from base 23 to 835 and encodes 270 amino acids. The record is from RefSeq and is a predicted model, not a curated record. The transcript has 2 exons. Gene Ontology annotation, cellular component: plasma membrane. NCBI's taxonomy places the organism in Eukaryota, Viridiplantae, Streptophyta, Magnoliopsida, Malvales, Malvaceae.
UUUCUCAACUUACAGAAAAAAAAUGUUUCCCAUGUCUUCUCCAGCUGUUUCAUUCUCCUUUUUGUUUUUGUUUCCGUUAUUAGCUGCUGCUGCUGCUAAUUUAGACAUCGACAAGAUCCUCAGCGACUACUCGGACCUGUCGGACUUCAACAACAUGUUGAAGGAAACGGGCGUUGCAGACCAGAUAAACAGCAUGCAAACCGUCACUGUUCUUGCUGUUUCUAAUGGAAAUCUGGGUGCACUUUCAGGCCGAUCUUCGGAAGACAAGAAGAUGGUGAUGAGCGUGCAUGUGAUACUCGAUUACUACGAUGAACUCAAGCUCAAUAAAUCGACAACUAAGCAUGCAAAGAUUCUCACCACGCUUUACCAACAAACCGGGAAAGCCCGCAACCAGGUAGGUUUCUUGAACAUGACGAACACGGGGAAUGGUCCAGUGGUGUUUGCAUCGGCUGCACCAAACUCUCACCUUGAAGCUCAACUUGUUAAACAAGUUACUUCUAAACCUUAUGAUAUUUCCGUGAUGCAAAUCAGUAAUCUUCUUAAUGUAGCCUCCAUUUCGCCUGCUCCGUAUACCGCUCCUGUGGCUUCGCCUCCGAGGAAGGUGCUAGCACCAGCUCCAGCUCCAACACCGAGUCUCGACGUCAAUGAGGAGGAAGACAUCAAGUCUCCAGCUUCAUCGAAGACUAGACCGAGCAAGGGAUCGGCGGUAGCUGCUGCUGAUGCUCCUGGUAGCGAGGAAGAAAAGUCUGAUGUGCCUGUACCUUAUGGGGAUUAUCUGGCCUCGUCCAUUCUUAUCGUUUUCACUUGCGCUUGGUUGUUGGUUACAAUGGUUUGA